AUGGAAACCGUCAUGAUGACAGUCGACGUGGCCCCCUUGGGUGGGGACCUUGAAAGGUAAGGCCAGGCGCUGGUUGCCUCUCUAGGCAGGUUGGGCAGAAACUCCUCUUUCCACCUGGAUAAUAACCAUCCAUGCCUCUCUUUUUAUCCUUCCUUCCUUCCUUCCUUCCUUCCUUCCUUCCUUCCUUCCUUCCUUCCUUCCUUCCUCCUUCCUUCCUUCCUUCCUUCUCUCCAGCUUGUUGAUCGUCUUCCCCUGGACCCGGCGUUUGUUCCGUAACUUCGGGGACCUCUCUGACCCUGCCCCCUCAUUAGGAACCUCUCCAGCCCUUCUUGCACGAGGUCAAGGAGGCUUUUUCCGAGCUGCGUGA
Podarcis lilfordi (Lilford's wall lizard) is the source of this 367-nucleotide messenger RNA. The record is from the annotation of a GenBank genome assembly. NCBI's taxonomy places the organism in Eukaryota, Metazoa, Chordata, Lepidosauria, Squamata, Lacertidae.